CAGCAGCCGUUUGACUACCGCCAUUAUUUGUGAGAGUGUUUGCUUUUGAAAAAACACUUCGAAAUGCCUCGUCCUAGGGGUCCUAAACCUAGAGUCCGUCAAGAAACGCAGGAGGGAGGAGAGGUCGAUGAGAACAUCGCACCUAAAAGUCCCAGUGCUGGUCCCUACCAGUGCGGGGUACCAACUUGCUCCCAGGAAUUCAACAGGUGGAAUCAACUCAAGCGACAUGAGCGUAACCAUGAAAGUGACAAACCACAUCGUUGUGAUAAAUGCACAGCAUCGUUCAACUUGGAGUAUAACUUGAUGUUGCAUAAAUCAACGCAUACUACGGAGAAACCACAGUGUCCCGACUGCCAUAAAACUUUCUCGCGUAUAGCGAGUCUUAAAGCGCAUAUUAUGCUCCACGAGAAAGAAGAGAAUUUAAUGUGUGCAGAGUGUGGGGACGAGUUUAGCCUUCAGAGCCAGCUUGAUAAACAUCUAUCCGAGCAUAGGGAAGAAGCCGCUGGAUCUGCUGUCUACCCCUGUAAAUUAUGCACAAGGGAGUUCAACAUGGGCUACCUUCUUAAAGAACAUAUGAAGACACACCAGAAGACCAGGACCAAAGUUACUGGUGAUCAGUUGCCAGUCAAACGUAGUUUGGAUCGUAGUCUGUUCAGGCAAGAAUGUGAGUUCUGUUUCAAGACGUUCAAGAAACCGAGCCAGCUAGUCCGUCAUAUGCGCAUCCAUACAGGAGAGCGGCCCUUCCAGUGUGACGUCUGCAAUAAGGCAUUCAACCAGAAAGGCUCCUUGCAAAUCCACAUGACAAAACACACCGGCGAUAAACCGCAUAAAUGCGACUUCUGUCCGUCCGUUUUCUCUCAGAAGGGCAAUCUGCGUGCGCAUAUAGCUCGCGUUCACGAAGUCAAUAAGGAGGUUGCUAUGUAUCCCUGUGAGUCAUGCACCUGUUCGUAUCGUAAACUCGGAAGUCUCAACGCUCACAUAACUCGCGUACACGGAGGAUUAGUGAGCAGUGAGGAUAAAGAAGAAGAGGCACCUACGACAACCUUGGGAACGGGGACAGCAACUCUACAGCUUGACGGCACUAUGUUAUCAUCCAGUAUGGUCAGUGACGUCAUCCAGCAGCUGCUUGAAAUCUCUGAGCAUUCGGAGGAGCACUCCUACGCCCAUCAACAGAUCCAACAGCUGGCUAUGGGAGCAACUUGCAACAUCAGUUCUGAUAUCUUACAACAAGCCCUUGAGAAUUCUGGACUUUCAAAUGAUAAACAGCCUGGUCAGGAGGGAAAGACGGAUUCGCCCGCAAUAGCCAACCGUGCAGCAGUAGCGGAACUACUUCAAAAGCAGAAGAGUCUGCGCUUAAGAUGUGGGAGGCUCCAUUCUUGUAAAUAUUGUAGUAAGACCUUUAAGAAACCCAGUGAUCUUGCGAGGCAUAUAAGGAUCCAUACAAGAGAGAGACCUUUCAAGUGUACUCAGUGUUUCCGUAGCUUCACGGUCAAGAGCACGAUGACGGCGCAUCUGAAAACACACACAGGCGUGAAAGAGUACAAGUGCCACGUCUGCAACAAGUUGUUCUCCACGCACGGAAGUUUAAAAGUUCAUCUUCGUUUGCAUACCGGAGCCAAACCGUUUGAAUGCCCUCACUGCGAUAAGAAGUUCCGUACGACCGGACAUCGCAAGACGCACAUAUCCUCCCAUUUCAAGGAGAAUUCUCUUCGGAGAUUAAAACCGAACCGACAGCGACCUUCUAAACCUCCCAGACCAGAGAUAGAGCUGCCCGAUGUUCAGCUUCAGGAACCCAUACUGAUUACAGACACUGGUCUUAUUCAACAGCUCCCAAGAAACAGUGCAAUGUAUAACAACGAAUACAUUGGUAAUACUAUCCACCAUGGAGUCAGUAGUAUUGAUCGGCCGUACAAAUGCGGCUACUGCGCUAAGAGCUUCAAGAAAUCCAGUCAUUUAAAACAGCAUGUCCGCUCCCACACUGGAGAGAAACCAUUUAGAUGUCUUCAAUGCGGCAAGUCGUUUGUGUCUACUGGCGUCUUGAAGUCACACAGUCGCACCCAUUCUGGGAUUAAAUCAUACAAGUGUUUGAUUUGUACCACUACGUUCACGACCAACGGCAGCCUGAAGCGUCAUAUGUCUACUCACAGCGAGGUCCGGCCAUUUAUGUGUCCCUAUUGUCAGAAGACAUUCAAGACGUCGGUCAACUGUAAGAAGCACAUGAAGACGCAUCGACGUGAGUUAGGUCUGCAAGCUCUUGAGCAGGUAUCGUCAGCUGAAGGUUCGGGACAGAGUGGGGAUAAUCAACAGGCACAGAUACAACCUCAACCUACGUCUCAGCAGAGCAUUGUAGACCAACUGGCUGCUGUUACCGCUGCCCAGAACCAAGCAUCAUUACUGGGCCAGCUGAACAACCAGACUCACGAGGUUCUGAGACAAGCUAAUCUAGAAUCCGGAGAGGCUAACCUAUCCUCGCAAGCCCUUGCACAGAAUACACUCACCCAGUCCAAUCUAGAUGCCCUAGCAGCGCAUGAUAAUCUCACUCAUGCAACGAUUAAUGGUCAGACGUUCAUGCUUACACAACAACUGGCCACCUUGGCCAAUAGUCACCACUCAGGAUUGACUCAAGAACAACAGAUAAGUCUACAGACUCAGCAGAUUCAGCAGCAGUUAGAAGCCAUUACUGGCCAAUCGGGAAUAUUCCAGCCGACUGUUAUAAAUGUAAGUCAACCGGAACAACCGCCUCCACAGACGGUGAACCAACGGAUGCGAAUGCUACGUGCAGGAAUGGAGGAUGUGAAGCGUACAUACAGAUGUGGUUAUUGUAAUAAAGCAUUCAAGAAAUCUAGCCAUUUAAAGCAGCAUAUAAGGUCCCACACAGGUGAGAAACCUUACGCCUGUAUUCAGUGCGGACGCUCUUUUGUAUCAUCUGGGGUGCUGAAGUCUCAUCAGAGGACACACACUGGAAUCAAAGCAUACAACUGUGACGUUUGUAACACGACUUUCACAACGAAUGGAUCUCUCACCAGACAUAUGACCAUCCACAGUGAUGUCCGUCCGUACGACUGCUCAAACUGCGGGGAAUCCUUCCGAACAGCUAUUCACCUGAAACGCCAUGUAAGGUCUGUCCAUGAGGAAGCUGAGCGCGGGCAGGGUGUCGACGGGCGACGACCAAGAAACGUGGUCGUCUUCACUGAGGAAGAGACCAAGGAACUGAGCAAGAGUUUACCGCCUCGUAAUGCUAGUGUAUCUGAGAAGGUUCUUAUUCAAGAAGUCUUGGAGAAAGAUCGUAUCAGUGAGAUUCAGGACAAGAACGAGCUCUUGGAGAAGGGACCGAAGUUUGCGCAUAAAUGUGAGCAUUGUCCUAAGAGUUUCAAGAAGCCCAGUGAUCUGGUGAGACACAUUCGUACUCACACUGGCGAGAGACCUUUCAAAUGCGACGAAUGCUGCAAAACCUUUACCGUCAAAUCGACCCUUGAUUGCCACAUGCGAACGCAUCGAGGAGGAAAGAGUGUUACGUGUCAUAUCUGCAACACCGUCUUCGCUACAAAGGGGAGUCUUAAAGUCCACAUGCGUCUUCAUACAGGCUCAAGACCAUUCAAGUGUCCACACUGUGAUGAACGGUUCAGAACAUCGGGAUCGAGGAAGAUGCAUAUUAUGGCCCACUUCAAACCUAUCCAGACCAAGAGAGUAAGCAAGACUGUUCAAAGAUCUGCAACAACAAAUGCCAUUCAGCAAUACAAUAUAGCCGACAGCAGUAACGCAGUCGUUAAUACUGGUAUAGAAGAGACUGAACCAAUGAUACAACAGCAGCAACAGGCGUUUGUGAGCCAGCCUCAAGUGCUGCCAAUCACAGUGGCCGGCAAUGAAGCUCUGUCGUUUGGAGAUAAUGCAAUCGGAGCUACGGUUCUACAGGGAUUAGAAGGUCUGCAACUACAGCUCACGGCCACGAAUCUCGGUCAGAGUCUACAACUUCAUGGAAUCGAUCAGAGCAUCACCGUUCAGAUCGAUCCGAGUCUACUCCAACAACUCCAACACGGAAGCUUGAAUCCCAUCAUGCUACAGACCGGAGACUUGAAUCUGGGGCAGAUAGGAUUGCAGUUGCCCCAGGGCGAUCAGGUAAUGGGAACAGCUGCCCCUGAACAAACUCUCCCUCAGUCCGUCUUCUCUCAAGGAACUGAUCCACAGCAGUCUAACCUUCUAGUGCGUAUAGACUCUAAUCUCCUACAGCAGGUUGAUAAUCCACCCGUAGUGAGUGAUACAAAUGAAGCUACAUCAGUUACCCUGGACCCUGCAUUGAUUACUCCUACCCAACCACAGGAUCUGCCCAUCCUAACAACGGCUCUCAGUUCAAACUCACUGCAACCUUCAACGUCCAGUAUCCUGAUGACCCCAACCAUGUCAAGUGUAUCGAUACCUCAAGCUCUAAAUCUCAGCACUGUGACCAGCGUAGCGGGAGCUUUACCUGAAGACCUGUCGCAACCUGUCCAACAGAUGACAACUCACAAGCAACCUCAGACUAGUCUAGCCGCGUUGGAUCACACGUCAGCCCCGAUCACCUCAAUGGUCACUACUCAACAACCCUCCGUCAUCAGCUCUCAGACCGAUCCGAUUAUUAAUGAGAUGUUGCAGAAUGUACAGGACAAGAGAACGAUCAACCUCGGCGAUUCCACUCUCGCGAAUAACCCAGCUGUGGAUCAACAAACAUUUCAACUAACCCUCGGCGGGGAGACGUUGAAUCUCUCCCAGAACAUCGUGUUACAGUCCGGCAUGGGAGGCAUGACAGGCGCCUCCAAUCAAACGUUGAACCAAGCUUUAGAGGCAACGGCAACGGCUCUGAAUCAAGCAUUAGGAGUGACGGCAACCUCAAACCCAAAUACUGUAGAUGUCUUAAAAGUCAACAUUUAUCAAGAUCCGGAUCAGGAUGCAGCCGGUAAAGCGAUGACAUAGGACGGUGGUGUAGGA
Molecule: messenger RNA, 4962 nt
Organism: Asterias rubens (European starfish)
Lineage: Eukaryota; Metazoa; Echinodermata; Asteroidea; Forcipulatida; Asteriidae
Product: zinc finger protein 236-like
Exons: 5
Coding region: 64-4947 (1627 amino acids)
Biological process (GO): regulation of transcription by RNA polymerase II
Cellular component (GO): nucleus
Molecular function (GO): DNA-binding transcription factor activity, RNA polymerase II-specific; RNA polymerase II cis-regulatory region sequence-specific DNA binding
Source: RefSeq, a predicted model, not a curated record